Molecule: messenger RNA, 2346 nt
Organism: Zootermopsis nevadensis
Lineage: Eukaryota; Metazoa; Arthropoda; Insecta; Blattodea; Termopsidae
Source: RefSeq, a predicted model, not a curated record
ACAACUCAACAAAUAAAAUAUAUCAAAGCAGGUAAUUAAACACAAUGAUGAUGGACGAUGAUAUUCAAGCAGUGGAUUCUCCAGUGACAGCAAGCCCUGCAGGGAUGAUGAUUCCUUCAGAUGUAAUUUCAUCACCAGGAUCAUUUCCUGGAGUAGUUGGAAGUCCAGCAGCAUCAUUUCCUCGACAGCACCUGCAAACACAGUCUGGGCCUGCAGUACCUCCUGGGCUACCGGGACCACCAGGCCAAUCAAAAUAUGCACAGUUAUUGGCAGUAAUUGAAGAAAUGGGGAAAGAUAUUAGGCCAACAUAUGCUGGAAGCAAAAGUUCAGCUGAAAGACUGAAACGUGGAAUAGUCCAUGCAAGGAUUCUGGUGCGUGAAUGUCUCAUGGAAACAGAACGAAGUGCGAGGCAAUGACCCUCAGAUGUCCAAAAUGGCAGCAAUAAAUAAUAUGCAAACUCUUCAUAUUUGGGAUACGGUAUACAGUGCUGAUUGUGUUGAAUGGUGUCCGGUAGUUCCUUAUCAGAAUGUAUUUGUAUGUGGAACUUACCAACUAGCUCAAAGUCAAAAUGCAGAAGUGAAGAAGCUGGACUCCGAUUGCUUCUUAACUGACCAAGAAAAGAGUGAAGAGAAUGCAGUAUCUGAUCCUUGUAGCAGACUUGGACGUUUGUACCUGUUUGCCAUUGAUUCUUCAAGGGGUCUGUGUCUAUUGCAAACAUUAGAAAUGCCAGCCAUAUUGGACUGCAAGUGGUGCCAUUGUAAAAUAUAUGGAAAAAUUUUACUUGCUGUCGCUAAUUCUGUAGGAGAUGUGCUGAUCUAUGAAAUGCAUGCAAGAGAAGCGGAGGCAGAUGAGAACAAUAUUAAAAACGUAGAAAGUGAACCUUGGUUGUCCUGCAAUCUGUCAUUGGUGUGUAAUUGCAUUAUUGCUCAGGAUGUUAACAGUGAAACACUAGCGCUUUCUUUGGAUUGGUCAACAGGGUGCUGGAAAUUUAAAGAUGCGGAGGAAAAUGUGCUUAUCAGUGUUAGUGAUUCAAAAGGAUGUAUUUCUGUAUUGAGGUUAAAUCAUUUAGCAUUGGAAAAGACAGAAUGUUGGAAAGCUCAUGGGUUUGAAGCUUGGAUAACAGCGUUUGAUUACUGGAAUUCUUCUGUUAUUUACACAGGUGGGGAUGAUUGCAGGUUCCAAGUGUAUGAUUUAAGAACAGGAACCCAACAUCCCAUAUCGUCCAGCAGAGCACACGAAGCAGGCGUCACAAGUCUUCACUCAAAUGCUAAAUCGUUCAAUAUCGGUUAUGAUGAAAACAUCAGAAUUUGGGAUACUAGAUGUGUGAAACAUCCUGUAUCUUCCACACCUUUAGGUGGAGGAGUGUGGCGACUGAAGUGGGAUCCGCAUAGAUGGCAGCAUCUCUUGGCUGCGUGCAUGCAUGGUGGGUUUUGUGUGCUGGACUAUGCUGAUAAAACAAAACCACCGUUCGUUGUGGCAACGUACAGAGAGCAUCAGAGUCUGGCUUAUGGUUCGGAUUGGUGCCAUCUGAUGGGUGAAGCCGCUAUGAAUCACGUGAAAGAUCAGAUUGUACCGACAAAUAGACCUGCUGAAGACCUAAGGCUUGUGGCUACCUGUUCAUUCUACGAUCACAAAUUGUGUGUGUCAGCUUUAAAGUAACUGUGUUUUGAAUAGCUAUGAUAUUAUUAAAACUGUGAAAAAACACAGUAAAACUGUCUCAGUAUUAUUGUUAGGAGACACUGGAAUGUUCUGAAUAGAAAUGGGAUGACUUUGGUUGUGUAAUAUUUUAUUAGAUGUAGGCGAGAAAAAUGCUUCGAGAGGGAAUGACGAGAUGUAUUACCCAUGGCCUCUGAGGUUGAAUGUUCCUUUUAAGCUGUACAUGUGCACAGUAAUUCACAAUUUACCAUAUUUUCUUAGUUUUAAGACAUGUUUUUUUUACACAUUUUAAAAUUUUUGAAAUCAGGGUGCAUCUUGCAUAUGAUGGGGUCUAGGAAUUUAUAUUGUCUCUUUCUUCCUGAAAACAUAUUACUAAAUGAAGGGUUCAUCUUACAAUCAAUGAUGUCAUAAAAUAAAGGAAAUUUGGGAAGUCCCUUCUGUGUGAAAUGUUUAACAUUCGUCAUUGUAAGUUUUAUUUAUUGCAAAGUUAUUUCUCUUCUGCUAUGUCUGUGUUAUGCUAAAGCUUCAACACUUUUUGUCCAAGAGCAUAGCUAUAUGCUCACUGCUUUACUAAAUUAGUAUGAAUAUUGUACAUAUGUUGGCCCACAUAAAUGGAAACAAUGUUGUAAGAAGAAUAAGAAGAAGAAAUGUUCAGUAAUAUUGUGCUUCAAGUAAUAUGUCUUUAACUGA